Molecule: messenger RNA, 5912 nt
Organism: Neolamprologus brichardi
Lineage: Eukaryota; Metazoa; Chordata; Actinopteri; Cichliformes; Cichlidae
Source: RefSeq, a predicted model, not a curated record
AGCGAAGAAGAAGAAACCACUAGGACAGUGGAGGGUGGAGGAAAAAAAAAAGCGGAGCAACUACUCCUGUUUACAACCACAUAAUGGAGUCCAAAUGGCCAGAUACGAUUCGCAAGCGUAUAUUAUUUACUGGAUUUACGCUUUGUGUUGUUUUGGUCACAAGACCCACGUCUGCGAUCGAGAUACACGCUGAUCCUGAGGUGAUAGUACAGAACGGUACCACGGGGAUUCUUCGAUGCUCCUUUAAGUCCAGCGAAGUGGUCAGCUCGGCCACCACGGUGACCUGGAACUUUCAGUCGAGUCAUCCCGACAGUCAUUUCUACAAAUCUCCAUACGUGAUUUUCUACUUUACUAGUGGGAGAGGAUUCCCAGGGUCAGACGAGUUCAAAGACCGCGUGCAGUUUAUCGGGGACAUCAACAAGAGGGACGUCUCGAUACAGCUGAGCCCGACUUAUUUCAGCGACAACGGCACGUUUUUCUGUGACGUGAAGAACCCCCCAGAUGUGACGGGGACGCAGGCUCGAACCGAGCUCAGGGUCGUGCUGAAAGAGUCUUAUUCGCAGAACAACACUACGUUUAUAGUUGCAGGAGUUUGUGGUGCUUUAUUGGUGCUUGUGCUGAUUGCUGUGGCGGCCUGCAUUGUCAUGAGGGUACUUCACAACCGCCAUGAUUACGAAGGCUGUACGUCCUUGGAAAGCGUGAACUCUCAGGCUCCGCAGCCUCGAAAGAAGGUGGAGUCCAGAGUGGAGGGCUCCAGAUCUACCAGUCCCUCGGGUCCGCUACAGGGCCCGGUGAUAUACGCCCAGUUGGAUCACUCAGGCAGCAAAAACUCCUUCCAUAAGAUGGAGCCCGUGGUCUAUGCUGACAUUCGUAAAAACUGAAGAGGAACCGGGGACCAAAUAAAGAAAAAAAAGUAAACAAAAAUCCAGUAAAAUAUGAGACCUCUCUAUCAGCUGCUCUUGGGAAGGGUGGGGAUAUCUCAACAGGGACACAAGUGGUGCAGUUUCUCUCUCUCUCUCUCUCUCUCUCUCUCUCUCUCUAUUUCUCUCUCUUUAAAAUUUUGUCCUCUGAAAGCAUGAUGAUAUUAUACGAUAAAGUAAUGUCUCCAUGUGCUUUGUUGUAAAAACAAAAGAAAAAAAAAGCUAUGAAAACACUCCAAGUCGAUGUUCCACCACUCCGUUACAUCAAAACUGUUCUCCAAAAAAAACCAGGGGCACACAUAAAAACGAGAAAGCCUUCGGUUAUCAUUCCAAGUAUUAUUUGUUUGUUUUGUUUUUGUUCUUCUAGCUUUGUGCCCCUCGUCCCCCAUUAAAGGUUUAGCAGGCUGUUGCACCAACUCAACAGUCCUACUUAAGAUGCUCACACCUGAACCGAGUGAGCCCCGUUUAAUAAAACGAAGCGAAACAAAAAACAUUGGUGCGUUAAACUGUUUCUUCCAGAGAGAAGAUGACGUUAUGAAGCAGAUAUUUGAACGAUACUCUCACUGUUUGUCUUACAUCGCCUUAUUGAUCAUGUUCAUUGAUCACUUCUGCCGAAACUUUGGUGCUUUUUAUUGGCCGGUGAGACUGGUCUGAAACUGUACAAACAGCAACAUCAGUAAAGAUCAAAGAAAAUCUACCAACGUCAAAACCUCAAGUUACAUCUUUUUGUUAGAAACAGCAGACUGUAGUCGUCACAAAGUCGCACCUGUGCUCUCGUCUGAUCCAAACUGUGCCGCAUUUAGAUCAAUGUAAAGAGAUGUAGUGUGGUCCAAUGUGUGCUCACAGUGUUAAAAGUCCCAUUAAUGAGCCGGGCAGACGCUCCACCUUUUUAUCCUCCUUUGUUUACGGGCUUCUGAUCUCUGCGCGUCUCUGUCAUCCUGAAAACCCGAUUGGUUCAUCAACAAGUCAGAGUUCAGACUGCGCAAGUUUUGCCUGUUCUGAUGGGUCACUGUGUCACAUUACAUGAUUAUAGAGUCAUAAAAUCUUUCUACACCUGAGACGAUGAUGGCACUGAGAAGGAGGUGCUUGUAAUUUCCAGGAAAAGAAAAAAGGAAACACGUGGAGUCAACUGAAGUGGUGUGUAUAACACACUAUGACUCACUCCUUCAGAUAAAAUUUAAUUUCUGUUCACAGAGAACAGCUUGUGCAGUGCUUUUGGACAAAUUUCAUACUUUUUUAAACUCCCGUCUAAACGAGGAAAGAACCCCUACAUUCAGUGAUCACUGGAAUAUUAAAAAGAACGUAAUUUGUAGAAUUAAAGCACAAAAAAAAAUUUGCAUCUUUACAAAAUGUGAAACUUAAAGCUGCUCAGUCCUGAUAGCUAACACAAUGAUCAUACCAGAGGAACAAAAAAGAAAGUACAUGUCUCCCAGCAUAGUGCUGGUAAUACACAGCGUCAGAUUUUGUCAGUUAUGCCACACUGCAUGAGAUAAAAUGACCAAAGUUUGUGCAAUGUGUCAUCUCAGAUUAGAAAGUAAUUAGGGGUAAUAUGUGUUGUCUGAACUCAAACCCAGUCAAAUGAAAAAGGAAAAACACUACUUUGAGUAAAAGGAUUAAAUCUUUAACAGCAGAAAAUUAACUUCUGACUGAAACGGCAACAUUUUUUUCUCCUGGUGGAAGUUUAGACGUACUGUGAGUGAGCGGUGACCCUUAAAGCGGACUCGACCUGUACUGUAACUUCUGUCUGUCUGCCUUCAUAUCUCAUCGACUUCGCUAACAGCUGGUGCAACAGUCUGCCGAAGCCACGGCUCCCUCUCCAUCGUCUGGCUUUUCCAUAGUGAUGUUGUUCUGUAGAGGCGAGUGAUGUAGAUUUUUUUUUUGUUGUUGUUGUUGUUUUGUUUUUUACACCGCCUUCUGUAACUUUGCAUGCAGAUAUAAUGACAUCUAAAGAAUAACUUUGGUACUGCUCGGCUGAUUUAUUUAAUUUUUAAGAGCAGAAGCAGCCGUCUGACGUUGGUGUUACUGUGAAUGCUUCACUUCUCUGUAAACUCCCGGCAUGUCGUUGUGGUACCGGUAAAGACGCCGCAUUUAGAUUUUCACCUCAGUGGAAAAUUCCGUACGUUUAAGUUUCAGUUGCUGUCACUUAUUUUUAUUUUUCAUUGUCCCAGUUGUGUACAGAUAAACACAUGGACAAUGCAACCCAGGUAGAUUUAUGUGAUUUCUUUGUUUUUAUUAAAGAGCCAUGGGCAGUUUAUUUCUUUAUGUUGAAAUAUGCAUGUUAGGUUCAAUUGAGGUGAAAGAUCUCCUUCCUAUGAAAACUGGGAGAUGUUAUUUUGUGGAACAAUACACAGAUUUGCAUGCAAUUUACUAACAUAACACGCAUUAUUAUGAGACUAUCCGUCCUCUUUUUCUUAUUUAUGCAUAAUAUAAAGCUCUUUGUUUGUCAAACUAAUGGGCCAAAUAUCUAAUGCCAACACUUUCCGAUUUCAGAUGCUUUAAAUACAUUCCAAAACUUUUGUUUUCUUCCAAAAAGCCAAAUUUAUGUUGUAAUUUCUUUGGUUUUUGUUAACGCGAAUAUUUGUGUUGCCAUCUUGAUUCCUUCAGCUUCGUCUUGUGAUUCCAAAUGCAGUAAAACUCCAUGCUGACCAGUGUUUGUAUAUAUUUCUUGCUCCUCGUGUAAGAUAUAGUGCUGUUAUACUGUAACUCAUUCCAGUGUGGUAUGGCUGUGGAUGUCUUUCCUGAGAAUGGAAGCGGUUUGCUCGAGAAAGUUGGUGGCAUGCUUUGUUUUUCUUACUUAAGUCUUAAUUAUUUGUCACCAGACACUCUGACAUGUGCAUAGAGCGCCUGCAAGAAGUGUCGCAACACCAGCCGGUUUAAAGGGCUCCGGCUUAAGUUUCUUCAGCCAACAGUCUGAGCAGAAAACACUAAUAAAUGUGGCUUGAUUAAAAAAGCCUUUAAGUCCAUGUUUGUUUGGUGCAGAGGUAUCCUGCAGAAUAAUUUGGGUAGGCUUCACAUUUUCUCUUAAAGCCUAAAUCCUUCAAGCCUCCUUUAGAUGUUGAGAUCCAGAGGAAUUAUUCAAGUACGAUACUUUUCAUUUUAUACUGAUGAAGGGUCUGUAUCUCCUUUAUCUGUCUUUUUGCAAAGCCAGAAAUUUAUCAGCAAGGCUGUAAAGCUCAUCAAACGCCUGAAACUAAAAUGUGUAACUGGAACCCAACUUUAUUGACCGGCUGCGGCCAGUAAAUAAAGUUGAUUUAUUGGAAAUGGAGAGGAAAUGUUUCCUGUCAGUGUAACCGUCAUUUAAUCAGGGUAAAGGCGGCGCUUUGAUGUAGAAAAUAAGAGGCUCUGCAGAAACGUGGACCUGCGAGGAAGGCUGCCAGUACUGACGAUGAUUAAUCACAUAGAACCUGACUUGUAAAAAUUUAUAUUCCCCAACUGGUUGGAGAGUGGUUGCCAGGUGCUGCACCACAGCUGAUUGCUUUGGUUGCUAUUAGAUUGCAUGGAAGACACCAACUUGCCUGUAAUGCUCACUAAGUAUUAGUGCAACUGGUGUUUGGUCUUCAAAGUAAAAGUUGUGCUUUACUUUUGAAAAGUAAGGCACAACUUUUACUUUGAAGGUGAGCCUUCUCCGUUUCCAGUUUCCGUUGCGCUCGUCAGCUUCUGCACCACUUGGCGCGUACUUGACGAGCAUGUGGAGACAGUUUGGUGUUUUCUGUGCAGGCUACCGUUGACCACAGCAACCUGUGAGGUUUUUGGUGCAGCAACCAUGUGGCUUUCUGCCACCACCCACAGCCAAUGAACAGCCAGUUGGAGAUUACCUAUUUUUCCCUAUUGACCAGCGAUUACCAGGGGGUUACUGACCGGUUGUCGGCUUGUCUGCCCUUUGGAAUGUGAUAAAUAAUUUUAAAAGGCUGUUGAAAAUGUACAUGCUGUAAUUGUGUGGACUGGAUUUAACUUCAUCUGUUAGAUUUGUGACUAAUUGUGAUUGUUUUCUUUGACUUUUUAAAACUAGUGAAGUAGUCUGGUUAGUUACCGGGGAAACCCCCGGGUAAAAACAGCCUAACGCAGGCCGACAUCCAAGCCUGUCUUUUCAGGACAGAUUUGACAACUGUGGUGAAAGAGGGUUUCCACAAGGAAGGAAGUGUUUGUUAGACCUCUUCAGAUGUUUCCGUGUCUGCGCUGACACAUAAAAGGGAAAUUACUCACACGUUUUGUAUAUUUAUCCCAAAUUUGUGAAAUCCUCUGACACAGCAGUAAAACUUAAUGGGUCAUAACCAACUUCAGGCUGAAGAAAUCCAGGCUUUGCCCGCUUUGACCCGACUGUGGUUGUGACAUCACAGCCCACAAGCACCGCGAUGUCUUCCAUCUUUUCCUCUCUGUUUCCUUUUUUUUUGUUUUUGGGUUGUGUUUUAAAAACACUCUUGUUUGCAGCAUGCAUUUCAAACCAAAACGAAACAUCCGUGUACAAACCGUCAGCUGCUGGUCGCUUUGCUCCUAAUUGUGACUCGUUGCAGUGUUUAGUGCCGUUGUAGAAAUCGUGAUGUAAACUAUAAAUUAUGAAAGAUUUCCGAUGUGACGGAGCUCGCGCGGUGGCGGCGUUUGGUGUUCUGAUUGGACGCGGGUCUUAAAGUGCGUGCUCGGUGUUUAUCGAUGGUAAAUAGUUGUGUGUUAUUUGAGAAUCGUUUGGUAUGUUAUGUUGUAAAAUCUGCACUAUGUCUGGCAUAACAAAGACAACAAAAUGCCCUGUGAUUAUUAUUAUUAUUGUUAUUUUCAUUCGUCUCUGAAUGACUUUGGCCUCUUUUUGUUUACCGUCUUUAAAACUGGAAUGUUGUACAUUUAGUGCCUUUUACAUUUCAUCAGCUAACUUGAACAUCUGCUCAAAAUAGAAAUAAGAUUCAUUUAUUUUCCUUUUAUUGUAUGUAUUUUUUUAUACACAUAAUAUCACCUCUGUAUCCACUGUUCAAAUUUUAUAUAAAACUUAUUCCUGGCCAACUA